AUGCAAAUUGCUGAAAAACGUCAGUUAGAAAAUGUUAACACUUUAUAUACUGCAAUUCAUAAACUCAAACAAAAAAUUCAGGAUUUAGUCAUCAAAGCGGAAACUCAAGGUGACCAAUGUGACUGGCCAAGAUAUCUUAGUACACUAGCGUUAUGUGCAUCCGAACUAAGUGAAAUUCGGAAAAUACUUGAAUCUGAUCGAUUUUCAAAUGAACAUACCCUGGUGCUUACACCAAUGUUGUUAAAUCCGGAACAGGAUACUAAUUUAGCUAAAAUUACAGAAGAACGUCUUUCACUAUUCAAUCAUGAUACUGUACCUCAAUAUCUUCGAACUAAAUUAGAUCCAAAGGUUGAAAGUGAAUGUUCUAGUCAAUCCACACGAGCCGCUGGUAUACCAUCGGAGCAGGUGAACAAAUUAAUCAAUUUGUCAAAUCGUGCGAUUGAUUGCAGUCUAAAGGAGAUCAAUUUAUUAAAACAAGAUUUAGAAGCUGAUUUUUCUGAUCGACAAAAUAAAAUCUCAUCAAAUUUAGAUGACUUAGCUACCCUUGUAAAUAUCAUUUCUCAUAAAAAAGGUCCAAACACUUCUAAUUUAUAA
Molecule: messenger RNA, 594 nt
Organism: Schistosoma guineensis
Lineage: Eukaryota; Metazoa; Platyhelminthes; Trematoda; Strigeidida; Schistosomatidae
Source: the annotation of a GenBank genome assembly